Mesorhabditis spiculigera is the source of this 2304-nucleotide messenger RNA. Lineage: Eukaryota; Metazoa; Nematoda; Chromadorea; Rhabditida; Rhabditidae. The record is from the annotation of a GenBank genome assembly.
AUGGUGGCGACAGUCGCCUUCCCGUCAUAUCGCCAGACCAGCGGCGGCGGCUACCAAGUGAACCCGAACGGGCUCGCCUACUUCCGCCUUUUCUACAAUGAAAUCCUGGACCUGCUGUUCCGCGACCGCAACAAGCUCGUCGGGCACAUCAUGGCCUUUAGCAGUAUGCUCGGGCCAAAUACCGAAAAGUUCGCCGAGCGGCUUCGCUUUGCAAGUUCGCUGAACUGUUUCAAGAUGGUCUCACAAAUGCUUCACACGCUGCUCAUCACUGAGGAAGGCACCUUGCUGGUGGAUUCCUGGCUGGAGAAUGUUUCUCCCGAGCUUCACGCCGCCGCGCACGGCACCGGCAUCGAUCCGCAAGCGCCUUGGGUGCAGGUGUUCGUCAAGUUCUUCAUGCGCGAAAAUGAUCCCAAGUUCCUGAUGCGCAUCGUUGCCAGCUUCCACGUGCUCGCCAUCAUCGACAAAAUUGAGGCCAAACCGCGUUCCUAUGAUGGAUUCCUGUCCGAAUAUAGGAAGGCCAUAAAUUAUGAGGUGCGCCGUCAAAUGCAGAUCCAGGCCGCUACUAAGGACUUUGUCGAGGAGGUCGCUGAAGACGGGCUCGAGGCCACCGAGUGCACCCCACAAGCCGAGGCCAAGUCGCAGAUGUACGAUACAUGGGUCCUGGACAAUGCUGGCGCACCAUACGGUACCGACACGGCGCUGCGCUCCUACCAGCACGAGCUCGCCGAGCAUGCUUGCCAAGGUAAAAAUGCCGUCAUCGUUGCGCCCACCGGUGCUGGAAAGACCUAUGUGGCCGCCCACAUUGCUCGGUCUCAUUUCGACUCGGCCGAGCGUGAGGGUCGCGCGGCUAGGGUUGUGUUUGUCGUCCCGAAAGUUCCGCUCGUCGAGCAGCAGUGCAACGCCUUCAAGCAGUUCUUCCAUGGCCGCUACCUGGUCGUUGGACUUCACGGUGCUGCCACCAUCGGCGAUGAAGAUGACCGCAGAAAGUUGCUGCUCGGCGCCCACUUGAUCGUCAUCACCCCGCAGCUCCUCAUUAACAUGCUGAAGUCGGUGCGCCGCGCCGAGCGCAUCUAUCUCUGCGACCUGACGAUGGUGAUGCUUGACGAGUGUCACCACACCACCAAGGAGAGCGCAUACAAUGUGCUGAUGGACAUGGUGCAUCAAUAUAAGCACACCAAGCCACAGAUUGUCGGCCUGACCGCGUCGCUGGGUACUGGCGGCAUGACGAACAACCCAGAGAACGUGUGCGAGUACAUCUACCGCCUGUGCGGCGCCAUGAACUGCCAGCGGCUCAGCACGGUGCAGAAGUACAAGGACGAGCUCAACAAAUACGUGCAACUGCCUGACGACGGAGCCGGCUCGAAGAAGAAGGGACAACAGGCUUCACAAACCGUCCAAGAGCAGGCGCGCACGAUGGAAGACUUCAAGGAUGGAAAGUUGAAGGUGAUGGUCGCCACGUCGGUGAUGGAAGAAGGUGUUGACGUCCAGGCUUGCAACCUCAUCAUCAAGUACAACAUGACCGGCACCACCAUCUCCGAGGUGCAAAAGAGAGGUCGUGCUCGUGCCGCCGGCUCCAAAUCUGUGCUGCUCGUCGUCUCCGAUUCUGUGGAACAACGCGAGAUGGAGAAUCGUCAGGGCGAGAUGAUGAUGGCCCAGGCGCUGAAGAUUAUCACGCAGCUGAACGAGGCCGAAUUUAUGGCUAGGUGUGACAAGUCGAAGCGCGAGCGCCAAUCCGAGAAAGACCGCCAGGCUGCCGACGAGAAGCGCAUGUUGAGCAAUAAUAAAAAUUGCACGCUGCAAUGCAUCAACUGCGAGGGCGACAUCGGCCGCUCCACCCAUAUGCGCACCAUCAUGAACCACAACUACGUGUCGAUUGGCGAGACGGCCCUUGUGCUCGGAUCGGCUUUGUGCGGCCGAAUCGCUAACGAAGGCGAAUCUGACGCGGCGUGCAAGGCCGUCCUCGGCACCGUCAUCAAAUACGCCGACACGUACCAUGUCCAGUUGUCGUUGAAUUCGCUCAAAAUCAUCGACGACGCCACCGAGGAGUGCGUGGAGAACAUGACCAAGAAGAAGUGGGGCAGCAUCAAGACGCAGCUGUUCUACAUCCCGGAAAUUACGGAGGGCGACCUGAAGCGUAUGCUGCACUCCGUCCCCGACCGGUUGACGCGCGAGUUCCUGGCGGCCGAGGCGCAAAUCAAGGAGGAGGCGAUGAACCAAAUCGAGCGAAAGCGCCGCCGUCGCGUCAAGGACCAAGAGCCGCUAAACGAGUGGUACGCCGAUGAUGACGAUUUCGAGGAUGAAGCC